UGUUCAAAGCCGGCAUGGCUGACCACCGACCCAUCAGAAAACCUAAAAAUAAACAAAAUAAUAACAAGACUUUCUCCAAGUCAAUCCCUUGUUUGUUUCUAUAUAUAUAUUUUAACCCUCCUUUCUUUUUUUUCUCUCAAUCCAAACACAUUUCGAUUCUCAUCUCUCUCUUUCUUUCUGAGAAAUGGGGAAUGCUCUAUCUCCAUGUUUCCAUUCAUCAAGGGUUUCAUCAGUGACGCUAAUCUUCUGUGAAGGAACCACAAGAAUUCUUACAGGGAAACACAUAGCAGGAGAGAUCAUGUUCGAGAAUCAAGACAAGAUUGUUUGCCAUGCAGAUUCUUUCUUCAUUGGUCACCCUCUCCCAUCCCUAGCCUUUGAUGAUGAGCUCAUACCAGGCCAAACCUACUUCGUCCUCCCAAUAGAUCGCAUCUCUUGCACCCAUGUCUUAUCAGCUGCUUCUCUCGCUGCCUUAACCCGCAACUCCUCAUCAAGCCCUAGACCUGCACCAAUCAGUUUUGGCGCUUGUGAUCCUUUUCAAUAUGUAAGGGCUGCAAAUGGCAGGAUUCUGGUAAAGGUGGCGCCUGAAUUCAUAAUAAGUCUUUUAAAAACAAGUAAAGAAGAAGAAGAAAAUGACAGCAGCUUCCUCUGUAGCACCCCAGAGCUGAAGAAGCACUAUCAACAGCUUGUUGGGUCUAGAGAACAAACAUGGUCUCCUAAGCUUGAGACAAUCUCAGAGUACAAAAUUAAGUAUCCUCCUCGCAGACUUUUAGGGUUAGAGUGGAAAUUAAAACAAGAGAAUGAUGCAUAAUCUAGUGUAAUAGAUCAUAUGUAGUUUUACUCUUUUUUUUUUUUUUUUUUUUUUUAUAAGAAUUUUAGU
This is a messenger RNA of Manihot esculenta (cassava), 877 nucleotides long. RefSeq lists its product as uncharacterized. The transcript has a single exon. The record is from RefSeq and is a predicted model, not a curated record. The coding region runs from base 185 to 808 and encodes 207 amino acids. Lineage: Eukaryota; Viridiplantae; Streptophyta; Magnoliopsida; Malpighiales; Euphorbiaceae.